AAGGAUUACUGCCUGGGCCCCACGCACGAGGAGGUGGUGACGGAGCUGGUGGCUGCUCAGAGCAACCUGUCCUACAAGCAGCUCCCGCUGCGCCUCUACCAGGUUACCAGAAAGUUUCGGGAUGAGCCCAAGCCCCGCUUCGGCUUGCUGCGCAGUCGGGAGUUCUACAUGAAGGACAUGUACACCUUUGACGCCUCCGAGGAGGCGGCUCGGCAGACCUACGACCUGGUGUGCGACGCCUACUGCAGCCUCUUCGACCGCCUAGGCCUUCCCUUCGUCAAAGUGCGGGCAGCCACGGGCAGCAUCGGCGGCACGGUGUCCCACGAGUUCCAGCUCCCGGCAGACGUGGGCGAGGACAGGCUGGGGCUGUGCCCCGACGGACAUUUUGCAGCCAACGUAGAAACGCUGGACAGGGAACAAACAUCUUGCCCCACGUGUGGGAAAAAACUCACCCAGACCAGAGGGAUCGAAGUGGGGCACACGUUUUAUUUGGGCACCAAGUAUUCCUCAGUCUCCAACGCUGUCUUCUACUCCCCCGAUAACAAACCCCAGCUGGUAGAAAUGGGUUGCUACGGCCUGGGUGUCACUCGCAUCCUGGCGGCCUCCAUCGAGGUGCUCUCUACGGAGGACGGCAUCCGUUGGCCGAGCCUCAUCGCGCCCUACCAGCUCUGCUUCAUUCCCCCCAAGAGAGGCAGCAAAGAGGAGGAGGAGGGAGCCGCGCUGCUGGAGCAGGUGUACGAUGACCUCGCCGAAGCGCUGCCGCACCUCGCCGGCGACUCGGUGCUGGAUGACAGGACGCAGCUGACCAUCGGCAAAAGGCUGAAGGAUGCCAGCAAGCUGGGUUAUCCCUACGUGGUCGUAGCUGGGAAGAGGGUUUGCGAGGACACCCCGGUCUUUGAGGUUUGGAAUCAGAAUGCUGGCGAGGUUUUGUUCCUCACCAAGGAAGGUGUCAUAGAGUUGCUGAGUAAAGUGCAAGUCCCUUAA
Eurypyga helias (sunbittern) is the source of this 984-nucleotide messenger RNA. RefSeq names its product prolyl-tRNA synthetase 2, mitochondrial (putative) (gene PARS2). Gene Ontology annotation, cellular component: cytoplasm; mitochondrion. Gene Ontology annotation, biological process: prolyl-tRNA aminoacylation. The record is from RefSeq and is a predicted model, not a curated record. The transcript has a single exon. Lineage: Eukaryota; Metazoa; Chordata; Aves; Eurypygiformes; Eurypygidae. The annotation marks the transcript as partial. Gene Ontology annotation, molecular function: proline-tRNA ligase activity; ATP binding.